This is a messenger RNA of Fonsecaea erecta, 1647 nucleotides long. RefSeq lists its product as hypothetical. The transcript is spliced from 5 exons. Lineage: Eukaryota; Fungi; Ascomycota; Eurotiomycetes; Chaetothyriales; Herpotrichiellaceae. The record is from RefSeq and is a predicted model, not a curated record. Bases 1 to 1647 code for a protein of 548 amino acids. Gene Ontology annotation, molecular function: monooxygenase activity; iron ion binding; oxidoreductase activity, acting on paired donors, with incorporation or reduction of molecular oxygen.
AUGGCUUGGGUACUGUCGGACCUUCAUAUCAGUCCCGCGACUGCAGGGUGUGGGAUCAUUGUUAUCGCGGCUGUCGUGCUCCUCACACCUGUUUGUUUCCGGCUUUUGUAUCUGGACUUCCCCACGAUCAAGGGUAUCCCUGAAAUUCCAGGCGGUGACUUGAUCCAUGGCCAUUUCUAUGAGUUGGGGGACGACCAUGCCACCACGGCAGAGAAGUGGUCGUUACAAUAUUCAUGGCCGGUCUUCCAAAUUCGCAUGGGUCGAAGGCGAGCCAUACUACUCAAUGGCUUCCAUGCCGCUCGCGAGUGGCUGGUGACCAAUCAAGCCUCGACAUUAGAUCGCCCUCGUUUGUAUACCUUUCACGGAGUGGUUUCCGCGACUUCUGCUGCUACUAUUGGAACGAAUCCAUGGGAUGAACGAACCAAAAAGCAACGCCGAGUGGUCGGAUCGUACACCACUGGCCCGGCCAUCAGGCAGAUGCGAUCAAUGCUCGACCUGGAAGUGUGUGCCAUGAUAUCGGCCAUCUACUACGACAGCAAGAAAGGGGAGAUCGAUCUGAUGCCCCACAUCUAUCAGAAACGCCUCGCACUCAAUCUGAUGAUGAUGUUCUGCUACAGCACUCGAUUUCCCACUGUCACCGACCCUCUGUUGCUCCAGAUUCUAUCGGACGCCACGACCAUUGCAAGUUUUCGAUCCACUGUUGCCAAUCCACAAGACUUCAUUCCGCACCUGAGAUACAUCGCCAGCUCCAUGCGAUCCCAGACAGCCGUCGCAGUGCGAGAUCGCCGGGAUAAGUGGCUAGCAUCCAUGCUCACAACAGUGCGUGAGCGCCUGGGCCUGAACAAGGCAAUGCCACGGAAAUGCGUAGCGGAAAUGCUGUUAACAGACAGUGCUCAAGGCCUAACACCAUUUGAUGUACGAACCAUCCUUGGUGGUUUGAUAUCUGGUGGAUUUGAGACGGUGUUUUCCACCGCGAUCAUCACCAUCGGUGUGCUUGCGACAAAUGUGGGCCAGAAGAUCCAGGAGAGGGCGUAUCAAGACAUUUUGAAUGCUUAUGCGAACCCCGAGGAAGCGUUCGAACUUGCCGUCGACGAAGAAAGAUGCCCCUAUAUCUCUGCUCUGGUCAAAGAGGCUCUGAGGUUCUAUCCACCCUUGAAACUACUUCCAGCACGUCAGAUGAACAAGCAGUUUGACUAUCAUGGAGUCACCAUUCCACGAGGGGUCCUUUUAUACGUGAAUGCUCAAGCAGCCAAUCGAGACAGAGGAGUAUAUGGCCCUGACGCAGACCAAUUCCGCCCGGAACGGUGGCUCGAGAAGACGUUCGAAGUCCCACCGCCAUACCAUUUCUCCUUUGGCGCCGGCGGCCGCAUGUGCACGGCGGUGAACUUCUCCAACAAAGCCCUGUACGCCAUCUUCCUCCGUCUCAUCGUGGCGUUCCGAAUUACGCCGAGCGCCUCGGGUCCGCCAGAUACGCACUACGUUCACUACAAGCGGGAUGCCGCGGCGUCUAAUGCCAUCGCAAAGGAUUUUGCUGUCCGUUUCACGCCUCGGGACCCGCAGGCAUUGGAGAGAUGCUUCGAGCGCUCCCAGAGCAUGUCGGCUGAUGAAGCUGGCAACGGGGUUGGGGAGGUUCUGAAAAGAGAUUGA